AUGACUAUUCUUCGAGAGCAUAAUCGAAGCCGCAGCUUGGAGACGCUUCGUAGUGAUCUCCUCCAUGACCUCACCAACACUACCGAAGGACUUCACUUUGCUUCUACCACUCUUCUCCGAGGCAAGGCUGAUGAGAAAGAAGCCCUGGCCGUACUUUGCCCGGACAAAACUUACAAGGCAACUGACAUUGCCAUUGUACAUUUAAGCAAGCUCCUUGUCCAGUGCAACAAAUGGCUCCCUGUCCUUGAUGUACAGGGACCUAUGACGUACUGGGCUGUGGUUGCUGCCACGACCUCCGAGAUGCAGAAGAUUAAGCUCUCGGACGCACUGGCCAAGGAGCUGGUGUUUGCUCUUCUGCGUGCCAGACAGCGCUGGAUCCUUCGUCAGGAUAAUCCCCGAUCUGCUACGACUACUGUUAAGUCGCACUUUAUCGCUGGCCUCCAGCGACUUCUUCAACGUUUUGAAGAAAAGGACAAGGACCCCGCGGCGCUCAACUGGCAUAAACACGACGAGUGGAAGCUGUGUGAGAAGGAGAUUCGUGAGGCCAAGGCGCGUCUCAUGGGCCCCGGAAGACAGAUGGCCAGUGGCCGUAUUGGACUUUCCUAUCACGCCCCUCACCCCCUGUUGCCCAUCGGCCAGUUGUCGAGCGCUCCUAUGCUGGAGAGAAACCCCCUCGGCAUGCUUGACAGCUGCGUGGAGAAGAUCACUCCGGCCGAAGCUGUGCAGGCACUUCUAUCCCUCCAUGCCCUAGAGGCUGCCCACGCCGAGAACUUGAAGGCUCCCGCAGAAUUGCUGGGCAUGCCUGACGAUGAGCCGCAGGGCUCUUUUUUCCCGUCUCGUCGCGGUCUCCGUAAAAAGCCCCCAUUCAUCGGCACUGGCCAUAUCAUUCCAACCAAGUUGAAGGACAAGUUUCUGCCGAACCGCACAAAGGGCCCCGACGAUGACCAGUUCCUUUAUUCACGCCCAGUCAGACCCAAAGGCAGCAGCAUAGUCCCUAUCCCGCCGGUCACCUUCAAGCGCUUCCCGAGCGAAGAGCCCGAGGAUAAGGCCCCGACCAAGAAGCAAGUCUUUGACAAGGGAAAGGCCAGAUCCGUCUCGACUCCAGUCGUCAGCCAGUCGUCGCCCGCCAGACAGUCGUCGCCUGCCAGCCAGCCCUCGCUCACUCCAGGCAAGUCGACCAAGGCCGCUCGCUCGACCUCUCUACAGGUCCCUAAGACGCCCAAGACGCCCAAGAACUAA
Trichoderma aggressivum f. europaeum is the source of this 1239-nucleotide messenger RNA. RefSeq lists its product as uncharacterized. Lineage: Eukaryota; Fungi; Ascomycota; Sordariomycetes; Hypocreales; Hypocreaceae. The transcript has a single exon. The record is from RefSeq and is a predicted model, not a curated record. The coding region runs from base 1 to 1239 and encodes 412 amino acids.